Molecule: messenger RNA, 759 nt
Organism: Suillus paluster
Lineage: Eukaryota; Fungi; Basidiomycota; Agaricomycetes; Boletales; Suillaceae
Exons: 3
Coding region: 169-507 (112 amino acids)
Source: RefSeq, a predicted model, not a curated record
CUUGAGACAUCUUUCAAUAUUGAUGGAAGUGUUUUGGUUGUUAUCCCCCACCCGCCUACUAUUAUUUCCCCUCCCCCCACGUUCUCUUGCACGACGUGGGACGCUCGCGCAGCUCUUGCUGGUGCUUGGCGCCGCUGUUCAGCCUUCCAUUAAAUAAAGGUCCAUAUCAUGUUUUCCAUGUUUCUCGUCACCUUCCUCUCCGCUGUUAUCCUGCUAUGUCUAUUUUCACCUGCAGUCAGAAGGUCUAUCAUGGCUGGUGAUGACAUCCUCGACGCCCACGAGUCAGGUUUAGCCCUCGUCGCGUCUCGCAAUCCAUUCAGGGAAUCAGGCCCUCCAGUGUGCAUGGCCAAACUUAUCAUGCUGAGGCAUAAAAUUCAGACGGGUACACGCAAACGUAGAUCCCCGACACCCACACGCCAGUCACGAAAUCUUGGACUCAUUCAACCCACUCGCCCGCGCGCUUCUUGGGUUCGCUUUGGAAGAAACUUUGGACAUCAAUCCCACUAAAUUACCAGCAUCUUCAAUUAUUUGACGUUUAUUUGGGCGUAGAGCCUUUUCCGCCCGUUAUUUAUAUCUCGGUGAUACCCAUCUUAUCGCUUCUAGAUAUCUGCCUUUUCAUAUUUUCUGGGUGUACAUCCUCUCUUUGCACUACCAUCAUGACUUUUGCUUUGUGGACAUACAUGUUCCUUGUUUGCAUUGUUACUUUGCAGCGAUGUUACAGGUCAUUUAUAGGUGGAAAAUAAAUGUACAGAAUAGACA